AUGGCUCGGACAUCCACGCGACAGGCUGCACAAAAAGCAAAGGAAGCCAUAUCGAUAAACUCCGAGACAGGAGGGAAAGCUGCUGCUGGAUCUAAGCGAAAAGCCACAGAACCGAAAGCCUCUCAACCCAAAAAAGAGAAGAAGGAAGAACAGGGUGAACUCGAGACUGAGGUAGCUCAGGAUGCUGGAGUGGAUGGGGUUCUGGAGACAAAACCAGCAGAAGAGGAGCAAAAGUCGCACCGACUCCUGCGCCAGCUUCUGUAUCUGAGCGAGCACCGGUCACUGUCCCCGGCAGCUGCGCCGACGGCGGCACCACCGGUCUCGAUUCCAGCUGAACCGUCGAUCAAACACAGCCCUACCCCAGAGGAGGGUGGCGUUCUCAAAUCAAAAGAAAGAGAAACCCUUGUGUCAUCGACCAUCUUGGAGAAGGGCAUCAUAUACUUCUUCUUUCGGCCGCGUGUCAAUGUCGAGGAGCCCCAAGGGGUGAGCGAUGUUGCACGGAGCUUCUUUGUGCUUCGUCCAACUCCGCUCGGUGCUGAACUUGACGGGCGCCAGGGACCCCUUGACAAAGAUGCUCAAUGCCGUCUUCUCAUGCUCCCCAAGAAGAAGUUCCCUGUUUCACCCAAGGAGAGAGAUAUGGGGUUCGUGGAAAAAUCCCGACUGUCGAUGAAGGAAUUGCACGAUAGCUUCAUCGCCAGCUCAACAUAUCAGACUGCCACCCGUGGGGAGCGAACGAUUGAGGAGGCCCGGCCCUACGCCGAAGGGGUCUAUGCAAUCACGUCAACUCAGCGCUCAUCCCAUCUCGCAUAUGUGUUGACUAUCCCAGAAGAGCCGGGUCCGAUCCAGGAGGAUUUCGGCCUCCACUCACGCGGUAGCUGGAUCGUCCAAUCUAAGAACCCCAAGUUCCCUGGCCCUUCCUUCGCCCAGCUGCCUAAGGAACCACAGUAUCCGGAACAGGUGCUUCAGAAGUUUGGUGACCUCCGAUGGGUGCCUCUGGAACCCGAAUUCAUUGAGUAUCCCAAUGCCCAGUUUCUCAUGAUCGGCGAAGCCCACGAUCAUCUUGGUAAAGCUGCCACCGCGGAGGACCGCAAGCAGCCAUACGAAGAAGAGCCCGGCCAGGAACUAGAGAAGCUACAGCAAGAAAACGAGCAGCGGAUCGAUGCACUGCAGGGCGAUUUGACGAUCUACAAGGACCUUGGCCUAUGGGCAAAGCAGUACUCAGCCGUACCAACGACUUGGAACAGCUGA
This is a messenger RNA of Penicillium macrosclerotiorum, 1248 nucleotides long. RefSeq lists its product as uncharacterized. The record is from RefSeq and is a predicted model, not a curated record. The coding region runs from base 1 to 1248 and encodes 415 amino acids. The transcript is spliced from 4 exons. NCBI's taxonomy places the organism in Eukaryota, Fungi, Ascomycota, Eurotiomycetes, Eurotiales, Aspergillaceae.